Myzus persicae (green peach aphid) is the source of this 2479-nucleotide messenger RNA. RefSeq lists its product as uncharacterized. NCBI's taxonomy places the organism in Eukaryota, Metazoa, Arthropoda, Insecta, Hemiptera, Aphididae. The transcript has 5 exons. Gene Ontology annotation, cellular component: presynaptic membrane. The record is from RefSeq and is a predicted model, not a curated record. Gene Ontology annotation, biological process: clustering of voltage-gated calcium channels; neuromuscular synaptic transmission; neuron-neuron synaptic transmission. Bases 894 to 2102 code for a protein of 402 amino acids.
AGCCAUUUCAUUAGCACUAUUUAAACGUUUCGUUAUUUUUUUCUGAGCUAGCAAAAUGUUGACCCAUCUAAAAAUCGGUAUUUUUAUAAUCUCCUAUAUAUUAAACGUGAUUCAUAAAACAAAAUACUUUAAAAGUUACAAGUAUUCAAGUAGGUAUCACGCAUAAACACAAAAUUAUUGUAAAAUUGACAGAUCUUUACCUCUUAUUGCGGUUCAACUGAAAUAAUUCUAAAUCACCGAUGACAGCAGGAUGGCGCGAACCAUAAGAAACAACGGAUACACGUAUUAUACCUACAGAGACAAUAAUAAUAAUAAUAACAAUUGUCCCUGUGAAUGAAUAAUGGAUAUACCUAUAUAUAUAUAUUAUUAACCGAACGUCGGCGACGGCGACACAGCAUAAAUGAUGUCCCAGACAAAAGCGUUUCGCACUUGUCGUCAGUGGGGAGGGCAGUACAAUGGGCCACCGUCUAAUGUUAUGAGUGUAUUUUUUUAUUUAUUUAUUUUUUUAUCGGUCGAUUGAGAUAAAGCCGCAAGUAGCAAAAUUGUUCCAUCCGCCCGCGGCAGUAGUAUAGUGUGCAACCAUGUCAGCGUCAGUUAACAGCGCGCGCGCGCCGCUUUGUGUCCUCUGACCGUCUCCUCAAUCGCCACCACGUGUUACAACGAUCACGACGACCACAUCGCAUCCUCCCGCGGCACACUCUACGGCGAUGACUGCAUGGCCGACGACGACUGACCGGCCGAUCGGCUGCUGCUGCUGCUUCUAUCCGACCUGCUAAAAACGGACUGUGGUAAACAUACCGAGUGAUCGCUCGGCGUAGCUAUCGUCCUGCCGCUCACCCCGAGGAGACCGAAGUGACAUCGUCGUGACACCUUCGACACCUUUGACAGCCGCGAUGACGUCCAUGCGACGUGAGCUCAGCAACGGGCCUGCCGCUCUGGUGGCCAUCGACGCCGCACUGUCCACGGCAGUGAUCACCCCCGUAGUAGUCACAUACUGGAGGAUAACUUGGAAGCUGAUGGACAUAUAUAUACUACCCGGGCACCAGGCUUUGAGCAUCAUCGCGUCCUUGGGCAUCGGGUUCAUCGGCUUGUUUAUAUUUACGUUAUUCCAGCACCGGUUCAUGGACUAUCUGAAGCCCAGGAAGCACACGGUCAUGUACUACGUGAUGUCCAGAAGUUACACGGCUGCGUUCGCGUACGCUUGCAUCAACUCGUGGCGCGGUAUCUGGAGCAUUAUGGACGUGGUGACGGGCACCCAUCCGCCCGCGGUCGCCGCAUCCGUGUUCAUCGGCAUAGGCAGCUUGGCCUCCAUGAAGACCCUGCGCAACAUCAUUGCUCCCCCAAUAGCUAUACUAACCGACAACUACGACGGAUAUUUUGAGGUGCCCACGCUGUUUCGCAUGGGAGUUCGAGAUGGCACUGGAUCAUGGCUGUAUGUAUUGGAUAGCUUUUUCAGCGUUUGUAUUAUUGGCUCAUUGGUAGUCAUCGUUUGGCGUGGUGUUUGGAGUCUAAUGGACGAUUAUUUAUACCCCGAAGAUUUUCACACAUCUGCAAUUCUAUCAUUGGUUAUAGGGUAUAGUGUAGUACUACUUGCUUUUGCAUUACAACCAGCUAUAAAAAAAUUGGUUAACAAAGUUAACGGUUUGAAACGAAUACUGUUUGUGGAUGUAUACUUACUAUUCUCAUUUUUUGGUGCUGUAAACGUGUGGAGAGGAGUAUGGACUAUGCUGGAUGUUCACUUUAUACCAGAUGCUCCUAUCACCAGUUAUUGGGUAUCGCAUAUUGCAUGUUUUGCCUUUCUAGUCUUAUUGAACUCCUCCAACUCCAUAUUAGUCCGUGGUGUUUACAUAGAUGCCGAAGAAGACGGUACACAAUGUGUCGAUUUUCCGUGUUAUUACGUACGACUCUUAGUUCAGAAGAGAAAACGCAAAAAACAAAUACGUGACAACGAAAAAGGUAAAGAAAUGACGCAAAUUAAAAUUGGAAAAGAAGAGAAAACAGAGGAUACAACCGAGAAAAUGUUACUUACAAGUGAAAAUGGUGACAUAACCAUGUUAAAUAAAGUAGAAGAAACAUCAAACAACAGAAGUAAAAUUGUUUGACAUGACAAUAACCAACAUUAAGGUUUGUACUUUUGGAUCUUAGAAGGUAUCGUUUUCAAAACACACCGAAUCCUUUGUGUUCGUUCAAAUUAAAAUAUUUUUUUAUAUUGACAUAAUAAUUAUUAUUUAUAAUCAUGUACAUACAUUUAGCUCGUUCCAUUUUUAUUGUUUUUUUUUUAGUUGUGAAAUGUCAAAGAUUAUUUAGAUAUCGUGUGAACCAAUGUUUUAAUAUUAUAUUUUAUAUCGACAUUGAACUAUACUUUUUGUAAAUAGUACAAUAUUACAUUAUAAUAGUAGUUGAUAAUUUAAUAAAAUGUAUUGAAUUUACAGAUGUUAUUAGAUUGUUAAAUGUGUAACCUCAUUAUUUUUUUAUAAAU